Molecule: messenger RNA, 5196 nt
Organism: Thunnus maccoyii (southern bluefin tuna)
Lineage: Eukaryota; Metazoa; Chordata; Actinopteri; Scombriformes; Scombridae
Gene: grk6
Product: G protein-coupled receptor kinase 6
Exons: 16
Coding region: 2943-4670 (575 amino acids)
Biological process (GO): protein phosphorylation; regulation of signal transduction; signal transduction
Cellular component (GO): plasma membrane; cytoplasm
Molecular function (GO): G protein-coupled receptor kinase activity; ATP binding
Source: RefSeq, a predicted model, not a curated record
AAUUGUUGAGAUAUUUCACUAAAAAACAAAAAAAAAAUCAACCUCUGGCCCUAAACAGGGAUCACCAAGGUGAGUAGGGCUCAUUGUCUGGGGAACAUGAAUGUCUGCACACAUUUUAAUGGAAAUCCAUCCAGUUUAGAUUCAAAUAUUAAGAUAUUUUAGUCUGGACCAAAGCGGUGAGAGUCCAACCAGCAAACGUCCAGGUUCUGGUAAAACUCUGGAGGCUGUAUGUUCAGCACAAAUGUAUUUGCAGAUUAAUUAUGAAUGAUAACUUAUUUAUUCACUUUAAUUAAUCAAAACAAGCCAGACUUUAAAAAAAAAAAAUACUAGAAACUUUCUCAGCACUGUUUAGAUCAGGAUGUCAAGUGUCUAAAAUAUAUUUAUGGUUGUGUACAUGGUCUCUCAACUCAUUACGCCCAGAUAAUACUGUCCAGUUGUUUUCUUCCUUUCCUGGUUUGAGUAAAAGGCCUUUUAGCAUUUAUAGCUCUGAACUGUUCAGGUCAUCAAUGAACAGCGGCAGAAUUCAAUGGAGGAUUGUCUCCAAAUACAAGAUUGGUCCAGAGUAAGCUUUGAAAGCCAGAGCCAGGAUAAGCAAUCAAUGAGUGACAAUUACUGAUUGAUAACUCUAUCAACCCUCUGCCUCAUACUGUAUGAGCUGUGAAGGUCUUUCUUAAUGCACCUUUAACACGCCACGGUGCUUUCAUUGAUCUCUGCGGGGAAAUCCUGUCUGCAGAGUGAGAGAUGAUCUACAAAGAGUAGCGGCAACUCUGAAGUCAGUAAUGUAUUGAUUUCUGGAUUUAUAACAGUGCUUCAAUUCUGAUUGAUACAUUAAGGACACCAAAAGCCUUUUUGGCCCCUAAGAGGAAUUGGAUUUGGUUCACAGCAUAUUGAUUUAAAUAUUGUGACCUACCUUGUGAAAUGCAAACAAAGCGGAUAUUAGAAACAUUUUUACUGGCUAUAAUUAGAAUGUGAUCAAUCAGGUAUUGGGAAGCAACAUGGAGGUCAGAGUUCAGAUUCAAAUCUAGAAGUUUACUGCCAAACUCCUAAUAUUCUUCCUGGGAAUUCUUCAAUCAUUAAGAUCAGAAAGUAUGUGAAAUAAAAUUUUGUUAUAACUGAAAACCAAAAGAUUUAAAAUGUGUUUUCAGGAUAUAUUCACAUUCAUGUAUUUUUUAUAGUAUGAUAUUUAUAGUGUUUAAAAUGUCAAAGAUAAUGUCAAGCAUCGCAACAAAAACUGUACCAUGUACAGUAUUUAGCAAAAAUCAAGCAUAUCAAAGUUGUAUCCAGCAAUGAUUGCUCAUUUUUAGCCAUGACAGCAACAUAGCAUCUAGCUAAUGUUAGCCUACUAAUUGUCAUUUUGCAUUCAGCUCAAACCAAGGUUGAGUCUGAGUACAGCUGAACCUGAAAUGUUCCAAAUUGGCCACCGUAAUGAUGAUAAACCCAUUUGGUUUACAUAAAAACAAGAAAUUAUGUGAAAACUUUUUCUAGGGACAUUUGGGGGAGGAAAAACUUCUUUUAACUUAGUUUUAUAUCAAACAAAUAAAUAAAUAAAUUCCACUAUGAUAUGAACAUAGAACCAGUUAGCUAACUCUGAAAAUUGGGGUUGAAAAAAUAAUUGUAACUCGAGAUAAAUUUUCUCGCUAGCCUUGCAUUGAUAUUGUUUUGUCAAACUGCUAUUUUCGUAAUAUAAAUAGGAUUAAGAGGUUUCUGUGAAUAGGCGUAAACUAAAUGUUAAUCUUUCACUGUACUGGACAGUAAAUAAACUUGUCACUUAAUCAAGAUAAGAUAAACAACAAUUACUUUGUUAGCAUUCAGCAGCUACAGUGAGCUGUAUUAGCCAAAACUUUGUGAGUACUGUUUUUUAAUGCUACCAUUAAAUCUAGUUUUAAAUACUAAAUUGAUCAUAAUUAUGCUAAUGUCCAACAUAGCAUAGAAGUUACCCAUUCAACCAACUUAGAAUAUGAACAGAAAACCCCAGAUAUAUUAUGUUUUUUACUUUUUAAGGCAGAGGCUAACUUAUUAGCAUUCAAAAUGGCCUCUGCACUGCAGAUACAUUUUUCAUAAAAACAAGAAAUUAUAUGAAAACUUUUUCUGGGGAAUUUUUGGGAAGGACAAACUUCCUUUAUCCAUUUUUUUAACCACUUAUCUCUAGAGGGUUGUGGGGAACUUGAACCAAUCUCAACUGACAUUGGGCGAGAGGCAGGGACUGGUCACCAGUUAAUCACAGGGCUAACAUCUAGUAUAGAGACAGACAACCAUUCACACAUACGGGCAAUUUAGAGACACCAAUAAAUCUAAGUUGUUAUUUUCAUAAUAGGAAAAGGACAAAUGCUUAUCUUUAACUGUACAGGGCAGUAAAAUUUGAUAACCUUGACAUUUAACUAAGUUAAAUAGAAUUAUUUAUGUUAGCAUUCAGAAGCUAAAGCUAGCUGUUUCAGACAAAACUUUGUGAUGACUGUUGUUUUGGUUGCUAGUUUUAAAUACUAAACACGUUGUAAUUACACUAUUGUCCAACAAAACCAAGAUAUGUUAUGUUUUUUUUCUUUUUAAGGUAAAGCCUAGCUUAAAAAGGAGACAACAGAGUGAGAUAUCUGUCUAUCUCAUGUUCUGUUUUUCUUUUUUUUAUUAAACGGCACUUUUAACACCGAGUGUGACUUCUGUUUUCUCCUCCUCCUCUCUGACAGCAGCAGGGCGGAGAGACGGAGGGAGGAGGAGGAGGAGGAAGAGGAGGAGAAAGAGGAGGAGAAACAGGAGAGGAGGAGUGCGGACUAGCACCGGCGUACAGGACUGUAGGGAAGCAGAAACGGAGGGUUGAAUUUUUCCUCCUUGGCCGGGCGGUGGGAGGAGGUGGUGGACGGUGUUUAGGAAGGAUAAACUGAGCCUGAAGCCGCCGGGGGAGGGAGACCUGGAGUCGGUCUGCUGCUGUAACCCGAGACAGCAUCAACAUGGAGCUGGAGAACAUCGUGGCCAACACGGUGCUGCUGAAAGCACGGGAAGGAGGCGGUGGAAACAGAAAAGGAAAGAGUAAGAAAUGGAAGCAGAUGCUGCAGUUCCCCCACGUCAGUUUGUGUGAAGACCUGCGACAAACCACAGAGAAGGACUACAGCAGCCUCUGUGAGCGGCAGCCGAUCGGACGAUUACUGUUCAGGCAGUUCUGUGAGACUCGACCUGAGCUGAGACGCUGCGUCAAGUUCCUGGACGCCGUGGCGGAGUACGAGGUGACUCCAGAUGAGAAGAGGAAGGAGUGCGGUCAGGAACUCAUCGACAAAUACUUCAACCCAAAGUCGGAGGACCACGUGCCUGAGGUGGAGGAGGCCAUGAUGGCUCAGUGCACUGAGAGGCUGCAGCAGGAGGCCUGCAAAGAGCUCUUCAAGGACUGUACCAAAUUGAUCCACGACUACCUGAGCGUGGCGCCCUUCGCAGACUACCUCGACAGCAUGUACUACAACAGGUUCCUUCAGUGGAAAUGGCUGGAGAGGCAACCUGUGACGAAAAAUACAUUCCGACAGUACAGAGUUUUAGGGAAAGGAGGUUUUGGUGAGGUGUGUGCGUGUCAGGUACGGGCCACAGGGAAGAUGUACGCCUGCAAGAAGCUGGAGAAGAAGAGGAUAAAGAAGAGGAAAGGAGAGUCCAUGGCGCUCAAUGAGAAACAGAUCCUGGAGAAAGUCAACAGCAGAUUUGUAGUGAGUUUAGCGUACGCCUACGAGACGAAGGACGCCCUCUGCCUUGUGUUGACCCUCAUGAACGGAGGAGACCUGAAGUUUCACAUCUAUCACAUGGGCGAGGCGGGUUUCGACGAGAAGAGAGCCGUCUUUUACUCUGCGGAGAUCUGCUGCGGUCUGGAGGAUCUGCACCGAGAACGCAUCGUCUACAGGGACCUGAAACCAGAGAACAUCCUGCUGGACGACCACGGCCACAUCAGGAUAUCAGAUCUGGGUUUAGCAGUUCAUGUACCGGAAGGACAGACCAUCAAGGGCCGUGUGGGAACAGUAGGAUACAUGGCUCCGGAGGUGGUGAAAAACGAGCGCUACACCUUCAGCCCCGACUGGUGGGCGCUGGGCUGCUUGCUGUAUGAGAUGAUCGAGGGUCAGUCGCCCUUCCAGCAGAGGAAGAAGAAGAUCAAGAGGGAGGAAGUGGAGCAGCUGGUGAAGGAGGUGAAGGAGGAAUACUCCAGCGUGUUCUCCGAGGACGCCAAGGCCCUCUGUAAAAUGCUGCUGGCCAAAGAUCCUGCAGAGAGGCUGGGCUGUCAGGGAGGUGGAGCCUCAGAGGUCAAAGCCCAUCCCAUCUUCCGCUCCAUCAACUUCAAACGCCUGGAGGCCGGCAUGCUGGAGGCGCCUUUCAUCCCUGAUCCGCAGGCCAUCUACUGUAAAGACGUGCUGGACAUCGAGCAGUUCUCCACAGUGAAAGGAGUAGAGCUGGAGCCGAAAGACGAGUCUUUCUACAGCAAAGUGUCCACAGGCAGCGUCUCCAUUCCCUGGCAGAACGAGAUGAUCGACACCGAGUGUUUCACCGAGCUGAAUGUUUUCUACCAGGACGGGACGGUUCCUCCUGACCUGGACUGGAGAGGACAACCGUCUCCUCCCCCCAAACAGGGACUCCUGCAGCGGCUGUUCGGCAGACAGGACUGCUGUGGUAACUGCAGCGACAGCGACGAGGAGCCCACCAGGCUGUGACACACACACACACACACACACACACACACACACACACACACACACACACACACAGGAUCUCAUUUGUUUACAACUUUUGCACAUUUGUAUUUUUAAAAUAGUACUAUCUCUAAAUGUCAGAAUGUAUAUUUUCAGCAUAGCCAUAAUGUUUAAUGUUAUUUAAAAGAAAAGUGUGAAAUAUCGGACGCGUUCCAAACCAGGAGACGAGGACGGACAGAAAAUGAGUAGAUUUUUUUUUUUGUUGUUGUUGUUGUGUUUAUUUUACUGUUUGUUGUCCAGGGAAGGCUUUGCUUUCACUUUUCGUCCAUUGUUACUGAAGCGGGAGCUGCUGCGAGCAUCUCCGCCGGAACAAUCGCCUGCUGUAAAAGUGCCUUGCUCGAGGGCACCGUGACAGUGGUUAUAAGGGAGGACUGAGCGUUCCGCCAUCUCUUUACCCACUUUGUCCAGGGAAUCAAACCAGUGACUUUCAGCUCAUGACCUCUUUUCUUUAUCCACCAUCCAUUCUGCUGUGACCAACUUCACUCCA